AUGCUCUCGGAGAGUGAAUAUCCAACCCCAAGUAUUGUUAUACGCGGACCCGAUGACAGCACUACAAGGAAGCCAAUCGCUCGCUCCGAAGCUGUGGAAGGCCUGGGUUCGCCCGGCGUCCACGAGGACGACACAGCAUCAGCAACUUCGGCGGAAAAUACUCCCGAGUCGACUCCAUCUAACGACAGAAAUGGAUAUCCUCAACGGCAACUGAAACCUAUCCAUGCUGUAAGAAGUAGGAAAUAUGAAGACAGCAGAGCUGUCAGGCAAACUCGGCGAAACCUUGGACGUGAUCUCAGCAGAAGUGAUCAAGAUUCGAGCAGAGAAAGACUCCUCCGGAAGGAUAAAACUUCAGAGCCAAUCCACUACCUCAACUCCGAAUCUAAUUCGUGGUCUUCAAGUUGCAGUGAUGACUCGGACUCGGACGCAGAGCAACUUCCUCAUUCAAGUAAAGACCAGGAUGGCCUCCUGAGAGGACAAAUUGGGUUAACAGGCGAGCAAAAUGCGAGCGGCGACCUCAAUACUGAUCCAAUCUUUGAAGGAAUCAAUGGCCCUCUAACGAAGCCAAGUGCAGCUGAAGUUGCGCCUUUCCGAGGAGACGGUGGCAUCCCUAGCAUUCAAAAAGACCCGAGGAAACUGGAAAUCCGAAGUGAGAUUACCGAUUUUGGAGAGUCUCUGUACGCUAAAGUGGGGCAAUCCAGGUCUCGAAAUUCGUCAUUUUCAGUUACAUCUCCUGUUGCUGGGCGACAACAUUCCAAGAAGCUCGUGGGAACCCUUCAAGAGCGCCUUUUCCAGGCCCUUGUUCCAACUCAAGAGGAACUAUCGAAGCACCUCGCCGAUGUCCACAGCAAGGAAACGAUUGCGGAUUAUGCCAGUAAGAUCUGCGGAACAAGUUAUGAAGAGGAUGGAUCCAGGAAAGUCACCUGUUUUCGAAAAAUCUUUGUGAUCCUGGUGCUCAUCGAUAAGACACGUUCUAUCACCAAGUUUAUUGAUAUUGGCAUUUCCGACAGCGACUUGCCGCUGGUUCUGGCCAAGCGAAUGGAUUCGAAAGGCUCAAAAGAGCUCAGACUCAGUCGUAAUCCGGAAAAACACUUAAGUUGUUUCAGCAAGCAAUGGAAACAGCUUCAUUUUAGAAAUUUUGAACACUACCAAUGGACUACACUCUCUCCUUUUUUCGCUAAAGGAGGGUACAAACAAGUCAAACAUUACCCACUACAAGACCAAGCAAUCUUACCGUUCAUCUCAUGCAGCCCUGACGAAGGCCGUAUCGGCAAGACGCUAGCUUUUGAAGGUGGAUUCUCAAGGGUUUCAAAGAUUGACAUACAUCCUGAUCAUCACAACUUCGGUAGCAACUGCGAAAGUCACAAUACCAGGAGCUUUGCAGUGAAAUGCCUCCAUUCUCGAGACAAAAAACAGUUCAAGAAGGAAGUUGAAAUGCUCAAACGAUUCAGCGACCCAGAUGUACCCACCAACAGGCACUUGGUUUCUCUCUUGGCUACGUACCGGCAAUUCGGCGCCUAUUUCUUGAUAUUCCACUGGGCUGAUGCCGAUUUGAGGAGAUACUGGAUGGAAGUGAAGCCAACUCCAACUAUGGACCGAGACACAGUGCUAUGGGUAGCUCAGCAGUGUAGAGGUAUAGCGGAAGGGGUCGUGGCGAUUCACCAGUACAAAAGUUCGAAACUUCGGCCACAGCCAAAGGAUGAGGCAUUCGGACAUCAUGGUGAUAUAAAACCGGAAAAUGUCCUUUGGUUUCCAGAUAAAGAUCACGCGAGUACCAAACAAGGAACGCUGAAGCUCUCUGACUUCGGACUUGCGGAAAUGAGCGUCCAUCAUACGAGGUCUAUGCAGCCGAAAUCCAACUUUGCAACGUCUCGUUCUUACCAGGCGCCGGAAGUGGAAAUAGACGGAACGGGUGCAAUUGGUCGUUCCUAUGACAUGUGGACGCUUGGAUGUCUGUAUCUCGAAUUCAUCACGUGGCUGAUGGGUGGCUGGGACCUGGUCGGCAUCUUUUCUUUCGACAGAAUGAAGGAGGAUUGUGUCCUUGGCCAGGACUGCCCAACCUUUUAUGUGUUGAAGCCAGAGAUUCCGGGCAGGAAACACAGAGCGGAAAUAAAGCCCUGUGUCUCGAGAUUUAUCAGCCAACUCCUCGCCAAAGAUUCAUGUACUGCGUUCCUUCGCGACUUCAUAGAGAUGGUUCGGGAUGACUUACUCGUCAUUAAGGCAACUGACCCCCAAAAACGAGACCGUGCUACCUGUCAAGAGGUGCUGACGAGACUCGGGAACAUGCUGCAUAGAUGUGAGCAUAGUAACGGCUACGGAUACAAAGAAACCUCUUCGCCUGGGCGCCAUGAAUGA
Cadophora gregata is the source of this 2355-nucleotide messenger RNA. RefSeq lists its product as uncharacterized. Gene Ontology annotation, biological process: peptidyl-threonine phosphorylation; peptidyl-serine phosphorylation. Bases 1 to 2355 code for a protein of 784 amino acids. The record is from RefSeq and is a predicted model, not a curated record. Gene Ontology annotation, molecular function: protein serine/threonine kinase activity; ATP binding. Lineage: Eukaryota; Fungi; Ascomycota; Leotiomycetes; Helotiales; Ploettnerulaceae. The transcript is spliced from 5 exons.